This is a messenger RNA of Lolium rigidum, 585 nucleotides long. RefSeq names its product FCS-Like Zinc finger 2-like. The record is from RefSeq and is a predicted model, not a curated record. Bases 1 to 297 code for a protein of 98 amino acids. NCBI's taxonomy places the organism in Eukaryota, Viridiplantae, Streptophyta, Magnoliopsida, Poales, Poaceae. The transcript has a single exon.
AUGGCGGCGUCUCUCGCCUGCUCCUUCUUCUUCGACGCGGAGCCACUCGUCGAGCCCGGCAUGCCCGCGCAGGACGCCUGCGCGCUCUGCACCAAGCAGCUCGCACGCGACAGCGACGUGUUCAUGUACAGAGGGGACACGCCCUUCUGCAGCGAAGACUGCCGCGACCACCAGAUGCGCCUCGACGCCAGGCAGGCGGCCAAGUCCGCCGCCCGGAGGCAGAAGCAGUUCUCGUCGUCGGCAACGGCGUCCGGGCGCGGGCACCGGGAGUCCAGGGAGGUGCCCGUCGCCAGCUAGCCGGCGAGAGUGCCAAGCUGCGUACAUAAUCUGCGUGGGCUCAGCCCGCAGCGCGGCGUGCUCCAAGUGCCGGCGCCCGUGUCUAAUGGUGAAGCCGUGAAAGCAGAGCAUGAGCUUCUUUCCCGGGUUCAGCCAUCUGCGCCUAGUCCCCAGCUUUUGAUUACAUCCUCUUGGUCUUGGCCUCUUGGGUAGCGUAUGAGCACUCCGGCUGUGUAAUUAUUCGAGGCAAUGGUACAAAGUGCUAUGCAGUUGCCAAUUUUUGAGCGAUAUUAAGAUCUUGUUUACUCC